AUGACGCAGCUGAUCAUCUACGCGGGCCCGAAGCCCUCCGUCUGGGGGCGCUUCAAAGCCCAGGGACUCGCCACUGUACGCGCGACCAUCUGGAUGGUCUCGCUGCUCGCCCAGUGGUUCUUGUACGCGACACUCCUGAACUCGUUAUGGCGACUGGCCUGUACCUGCAUGAAACUCUCCGCGUACCCUGCAAGCUUUCUCUCGAUGCUUGUGGGGACAGACAGCCCCAUCAGCACCCCGACAUCUACGGCACCGGCAGCAGCAACGACGACGCUUGACGCAAUCCUGACCCUUGUCCGCCGCACAGCAACUGGCGACGUCGAUCCAGUGAUGCUCUUUGAUGGAAAGAUGACGCCCCUGUUCACCGCGAACCUCGACGUUUCCGCUGCAAGUCUUAUGGACCGGGCGUCGGCGCUCCGUCCUACGCUCAAUAUCCAGAUGGUGUUUGGCGGGCUUACCAAAGGUUGCGUGAUGGUCGCCAGCAUCUUUGUCAUCUCAACCAUCGUCAAGUCUCUUCGUGCGGCCGUCGGAGCCCUGAGAGCCGAGAAGAUGCAGGUUGCUGACAUCGGAACGGGCGCUACAGCAUUCCUUAAUACAAAGGAGCCAGAAGCGGAAGUCGAUUCGGCCAUUGACAGCGUUUCCAACGAAUGCAUAUACGACAUGUCAGCGUCGACCGCAACGGACUCUGGUUCCGAACAAGAGCUUAGCGGCGUCACCCUCGCGCCUCCCUGCACGCCGUCUGGAUCUCUUUCUGACGUCAAGGUUAUCGAUGCCAUAGAGGUUCACGGCGAGGAUGCGAUCGUCUCAGCCUCGCCGGUCUCGCAGCCCAAAGCGCAAGUGACGCCCGCCCUCAACCCAUCCGCACCCAUCUUCAAACCACGAACUCUGCCCAAGUUGAAACGCCGUCCCGCCGUCCUCAACCUCUCCCAGCCUGUGACUCCUGCAACGGAUAGCGCGGCUUCAACCCCUGGGCCUGUAACCCCUACUUCGCCAUCGCCCGCUCCUGCGCCGAUCCCGACGCAUUUCACGCGGCGGCCGCCCGUGACGCCUCGCCGCCCUGGACCAAUCGUAGGCGAUGUCAAGCCCCGUUCUCGCGUAUUCGCGCCUGUUGUGCGUGGACCGGAUGGUCUUGUGCGUGUACUUGCCCCGGGUGGUGUGCCUCUCGUAGUCGAGCCUGCUGCUGUAGCUGCAGAUAUGUUCUAUCGCGCCUAA
This is a messenger RNA of Peniophora sp. CBMAI 1063, 1212 nucleotides long. The record is from the annotation of a GenBank genome assembly. Lineage: Eukaryota; Fungi; Basidiomycota; Agaricomycetes; Russulales; Peniophoraceae.